AUGUUACCAGACUUUCGCAAUCUGGGUAACAGACAUCAAGGACUCCAGACAGAACUCGAAACAAGCGAUGCGAACGAAAUUCUACAUGCUCUCGAGGCAGCCCAAAAGAAGCCUGUAGUCAAUCCUGGACUCAGGCACAGUAGUACCUUACGACGAUCAUAUACAGGCCGUUCCGGUACCCUAAAGACACCAAAGACACCUGCUGCUGGUUCGUCUCACGGUUCACACGCACCGCGGAUUCCAGACUGGUUUCGCGUCGGAUGGACUUCCUUUUCAACCAAACGCAAUCCAGGAGGAUCGCUUAAUUUACGAGCCACAGAAAAAAAGGACAAUUCGAUUGACGAGUGUCUGGAAACACUAUAUUUUGGGGAAACAUGGCACCAUUCUGGAAUUAUAUUUGUCACAGGCUUUCUUGCCUGGUUAUUUUCUACAUGGGGCUGCGGUUUACCAACAAUUAUUGCAGGAGCAAUGUUUCUUGGCACCUAUUAUCAUAUUACCAACCGUCGAUUCUUAAGAAAUGCCCGCGAUGAUAUUCAACGUGAAUUUGCAGUGGCACGCGUAGAAGAAGAACCUGAAUCUGUCGACUGGUUAAAUAACUUUGUCGAGCAUUUCUGGCUUAUUUUCGAUCCUGUUAUGAGCGCAUAUGUUAUAGAAAACAUGGAUACAUAUUUGGUAGAUUAUCUGCCUUCAUUCCUUGAUUCUGUCCGUCUAACCACAUUCACACUUGGCUCGAGACCCUUCCGUAUCGAGGCCGUUAAGACCAUUCCAACAACAGAGCCUGAUACAGUGUGUAUGGACUGGACCGUCGCUUUUACACCAAACGAUGUAUCGAACAUGACACAAAAGGAGAUUGAACUCAAAGUUAAUCCUAAAGUUGCACUCAAUAUCCGUUUGGGAAAGGGUAUGGUCGGCACAGCAUUUACGGUCUUGGUAGAGGAUAUGAGCUUUAGAGGUCAAAUGCGAGUAAAGAUGAAGUUGAUAAGCAAGUUUCCACACGUCAAAAUGGUCGAGGCCUGCUUCUUGGACUACCCACAGUUUGACUAUGUUCUAAAGCCUCUUGGUGGAGAAACCUUUGGAUUUGAUGUCAAUAAUAUUCCUGGUCUUCAAGGGUUUGUGAGAGACCAAGUGCAUGCUAUUCUGGGGCCAAUGAUGUAUUACCCCAAUGUGUUUGCAUUUGACGUCGAAAAAUUCUUUUCUGGAGAACUUGACAUUACCAAUGGUGUUCUGGCUAUCACUGUCUACUCAUGUUCUACAAUCGAUAGUGGGGACAGUACACUCAAUCCUUUUAUCAGAUUCUUCUUGGACAAGGCACAGGAGCUUGGACGAACAAGUGUGCGAGAAAACACAUUGCAGCCUAUUUGGAACGAAACCCAUUUCUUGUUAUUGAACAACCUAAAUUCAAUAAUGACACUCGAACUUCGAAACCACAGCUCAUCCAACAAAGACAGGCGUAUUGCACGUGCAAAUUUUGAUCUGAAGGAUCUUGAAGAAGAUGAUAACGAAAUACAGGGACUAGACCUUUUGCUUUUACGACAUGGUAAACCUUUGAGCGAUGUCAAGGUUGAUAUGCGUUACAUGCCGGUGUCUAAACCCAUUCCCCGAGAAGACGGGACGAUUGAACCUCCAGCGGAGUCAAAUUCGGGUGUGCUUCGAUUCACAAUACACGAGUGCAGAAAUUUGGGAUCGACCAAAUUAAAUCCCUAUGCACGAGUAAUGAUCAACGGUGCAGAAAAAAUCAAGACACCGGUAUUCAAGCGUACUUCAAAUCCAAAGUUUGAGAGACCAGGUGAGGUGGUUGUGUUGGAUAAGACUGAGGUCAGCAUCCGAGUAGAGGUCAAGGACAGUGUCAAUUUUGCCGAAGAUGUUACGGUGGGUGUGUGGACAGCAUACCUGGUCGAUGUAAUGCAGCAGCAGGACGGACGCAACUAUUGGUGGGAUUUAAAACAUGGUUCCAAAGAUGUGGGUCGCAUACGUUUCAGUGUACAGUGGAAACCAGUAGUCAUGGAAGGAUUAACAAAGGCCAUGUGUGGAAAUGGAUAUUCAAAUCCACCGAUUGGUGUUGUUAGAUUAUCCUUUUGGGAAGCCCAUGAUUUACGUAAUGUGGAGGCUGCUACAGGAAGCAAGUCUGAUCCAUACAUCCGUGUUCUGUCUGGUACACAAAUUCGCACACGUACCGAAGUCGUCGACAAUAACCUGAACCCCGAAUGGGGAGAGCAUCACUAUGUACCUGUGCACUCAAUCAGAGAGGAUCUCAUGCUGGAGGCUAUGGACUGGAAUGCAAAAUCCAAGGAUAAAACUCUUGGCUAUACAAUACUGCACAUGAAAGAUCUUAUCCGACAGCGAACAAAAGAACACAAGAACUAUAUUGACAAAUGGUUUGAGCCUUUGGUAGAAAAGCUUGAGAGGUAA
This is a messenger RNA of Phycomyces blakesleeanus NRRL 1555(-), 2409 nucleotides long. RefSeq lists its product as hypothetical. NCBI's taxonomy places the organism in Eukaryota, Fungi, Mucoromycota, Mucoromycetes, Mucorales, Phycomycetaceae. The record is from RefSeq and is a predicted model, not a curated record. Gene Ontology annotation, molecular function: lipid binding. Bases 1 to 2409 code for a protein of 802 amino acids. The transcript has 8 exons.